Panicum hallii is the source of this 945-nucleotide messenger RNA. Its product is annotated as probable protein phosphatase 2C 37. The record is from RefSeq and is a predicted model, not a curated record. The transcript has 4 exons. Gene Ontology annotation, biological process: protein dephosphorylation. Gene Ontology annotation, cellular component: cytosol; nucleus. Gene Ontology annotation, molecular function: cation binding; protein serine/threonine phosphatase activity. The coding region runs from base 1 to 945 and encodes 314 amino acids. NCBI's taxonomy places the organism in Eukaryota, Viridiplantae, Streptophyta, Magnoliopsida, Poales, Poaceae.
AUGGAGGAUACGGUCUCGCUCCGCCUAGGCUUCCACACCUGGACCGACGGCUCGCCCAUGCACAUCUUCGCCAUCUUCGACGGCCACGGCGGCUCCUUUGUGUCGGCGCUGUGCCGGGACCGGAUGCACGAGCUCAUGCCGGAGGAGCUCAUGCGGGAGGGAGCGUCCUUCCUGGUGCGCCGGGAGCACGCGACAGCGGGCGUCGGGACAAGCGCGGCCGCAAGCGGCGGCGCCAGCUGGGUGGAGCAGGCGGAGGAGGAGCGCGCGUGGCGUGCGGCGCUGGGGCGCGCCUUCCGCCGCGUCGACGCGCUGGCGGUCCUGCCGUGCGGGUGCGGCCGCGCCGCCCUCCCGCGGUGCAGCUGCCCGCUGUCGAUCAACACCGGCUUCGUCGGAUCCACCGCCGUGGUGGCGCUGCUGGUCCGCUGCCUCCUCCUCGUCGCCAACUGCGGCGACUCCCGCGCCGUGCUCUGCCGCGGGCCCGCCGGCACCCCGCCCGUCCCACUCUCAGACGACCACAAGCCGGACGAGCUAGCGCGGAUCCAGGCGAUGGGCGGCCUGGUGGUGCUAAACUGCGACACUCCGCGCGUGCGUGGGAUACUCGCCAUGUCGCGCGCACUAGGAGACUGGCUGCUCAAACCUGAGGUGAUCUCUGAGCCGGAGAUCACCAUAACCGAGCGGACGGCGGAUGACCAGUGCCUCAUCCUGGCAAGCGACGGGAUGUGGGAUGUGAUCUCGAACGAGACCGCCUGCCACGUCGCCCGCCAGUGCCUGGAAUAUGGUAACCCAUCGCCUCCUGCUGGCCCUUCCGCCGCCGCCGCCGCCGCCGUAGGCCAUGAGGUGGAGCCACGUUGCUCUAGCGCCGCCAUGGUCCUGGCCAGGCUCGCGAUCGCUAGGAGGAGCGCCGAUAAUACUAGCGUUGUCGUUGUUGACCUGAAGCAGAGGUGA